Messenger RNA from Dujonia railenensis, 1965 nucleotides. Lineage: Eukaryota; Fungi; Ascomycota; Pichiomycetes; Serinales; Debaryomycetaceae. The record is from the annotation of a GenBank genome assembly.
AUGGACCGGCUUUCGUCAAUUCUAAACGAGACCCCGCGGUUUUCGUUUUUCAACGAGUUGGUCUCCAUACCUUCGCCCCUGGUGCUGCAGCAUGAUCUAUUCAAGAUAAACAAAAUCAUAGAUGACAUUAUAGGAUACUUGUACCAGGUGCUACGGCUGUUUGACAAGGUCAAGUCGUCGAAGACGGCCUCGUCGCACAUCGAGGUGGUCGACUUGGAGUACUAUUUCGAGGGCAAGGACGAGAUCACAGGAAUCAUCCAAAACAUUCACAGCAUUGACAUGAUCAUCACUCAAUUGUUGGAGGCAUUGGACAGCUCUCCGAGCCACAAACUCACAAACCAACUUCUUGAUAAAUUUGAGCAGACGAGUGACUUGCUCUUAGAAGUAAAGAAAAAUACAAUCGUGUGUAAGAAAAAGCUUGACGUUGCCAUCAACUACAAGGAUAUGGAGCGUGUUAUUGAAAGCAUAGUUCAGGAAGUGGAAGACUGCGAGAAGAUGAGUGCAAGAAUGUUGCUGGAAUUGCAACUCUCACUGCUGUCGCCUGCGAGAGCCGACUUACUGAAGUAUGGGCUUGAGAAUAUUAUAUCCAAGAUGCAUGGCCAAAGCAUGAUUCUCCCCACCUUCAGUACCGAUGAAGAGGAGCAGUAUGAGGCAUGGUUAAGUUUACACACGAGGCUCCAGCCGUUGAAAGUCUCUCUUGACUUCUUACCCAUGCGCAUGGGAGAGUUUGAGCAAAUAUGCCAGAAGAACAAAAAACUAACGAGCCACAUCGACUCUAAAUAUAAGCAUCUCCUGGACAAAUGGAAUGAACUACAAAAUCAAACCAGGAAAAUUAAACAUAACUUGCUCGUGUUGAAAUGGAACGAGGUGUUCAUUUUCUUGAUCCAUGAAGUAGCAAAGACAUGCUCUCAUCUAUUCUUGCAGGCCAAGACUAGUCAGAUAGCAGCUACUAGGGACGAAAAUUUCUCUAAGCAGUACAAACUCUGCUCUACCACAAUCAACAUCAUAAACAAGGCAUUUGCAGAAGAAGUAGUCAGCGACACCAAGUUGAUCAUAUUGUUCAAUGAAGAGUUGUUACCAAAGUGGCAUAUGUUGAAUGAUAUGCUAACGUCAAUGACUAUUUCUCCUCGCUUGGUUUCCUCUUCAUCUUUCCAAUCCAACUCACAAAACUCGAAAAAGGAAACAACGGAAGGAAUUGGACUCAGGCCGUAUCGUAUACUGAAGAAGAGUCCCUCGCCGGAGGCUAUAGACAAUGGCUACGGUAUAGAUCUUGGAAUGGACAUUCAGAAAGUGGAAGUUCCUUAUAGCAUUCAACAGAAAGAUAAAGUCAGAGAUUUUUUCAAGCCAUCCAGACAGCCUCCACUUCAACUACAAAAGGUGAAUUUACAGUCUCUUAAUAUUGAGCACUUCGAGGAAGUCGAUGUAGAAGGGGAAGACGAAGACGACGAUUAUGACACUUCUACACUUGUUACGUCAAAACGGUUCAUUUCAUUAGAAGAAAAGGAAAUAAACCAGGGCUUAGCUAGUAUUACUAUGGAACAAACCAAGCAAGAAAAGUGGGCCCUUUUGAGAAGAAAUUCGAAAUUUAAGAGGUCUCUUGUCCCGCUCAUACAACCAGAUCACUUGGAAGGCAACUACCCACGAAUCCAAAUGAAAAUAGUUUCCAAUUCUAGAAUCCCAGUGAUAAGUCCCAACCAUCCUGUACACCACAGUCUGAAUUUGAAGCCACCGGUUGUUGUCACGAGAAAGAAAAGCACUAAUGAUAUGUUUGUCAAGCCAACUGGGAAGCCCUCAGUCAUAGGAAGGAAGCUGCUGGUGAAAAGCAUACCAGACACACUGCCUCUUACAUUUCAGUCCCCUACAUGGAGGUCUUCGUCGCCAGAAAGACCUCUGUCAGCCAUGGGAUCUAGAUACGAUGAAGAGCAUCUAGUUCAUCCUAUCGAAAGCCCAAAAAGAUGGAGAUAA